GCUGCACGCGACUUCAACAAUUCAAAACAAACCAGGAAAAUCUCUCCUUUGCGAUGGCCGCACGAAUCGGUGUCCAAUCGCUGCUGUCCGGGCCCCAGCUGCUGGCCACAUCGCUCGCGACUACCCGCCUUCAGGUGCGCCAUGGCCAUCGUCUUCGCGGCAAGGCCCCGGGCGUGGCCAAAACGCUGGAGCAGCGACUUGCCGAGGAACGUGCCGUCGAUCCGGAGGUGGCCCGGAAGGUCAACAUCGGAUUUCCUCACCUUAAGCCGGCCCGUUCGGCGCAGCUCAAGGAGCGGCUGGACCAUUUGAAGGCGCAGCGGUCGAAUCCGGAGCUGGAGAAGCUUGCGAGGGCGAAAACUCUAACCGUCGAUCCGGAGCUGGUCCGCCGCGACUGGCUCAAAACCAGCGGUCCCUUCCACGUGCAACGCCUGGCGGAACAUUACGGCGUCUUCGAGCACCUCUUCGGAGCGGCCUACUUUGUCCCCCGGGUCAACCUAAAGGUGGCCUUCCCCACCAGCGGUGGCGAGCUGGCCAGUCCCGUAUACUACGGCAACGUAAUCAAACCGUCGGAAGCGACCUCGGAACCGGACGUCCAAUUCGAUCCCAACUUUGACUUCAAAGGUUCCGAAUCCAAGCAGGUCGGUGGUGACUCCUGGUGGACGCUGGUCCUCACCAACCCGGACGGACACUUUACCGAAAGCGACAAAGAGUACUGCCACUGGUUCGUGGCCAACAUCCCGAACGGAGACGUGGCCAAGGGCGAGCGGAUUGUGCCGUACCUGCAGCCGAUUCCGCCGAAGGGAACCGGCUUCCAUCGGCACGUCUUUGUGCUGUACAAGCAGGAGAAGAAGCUCGACUUUGGGGAGUACGCGGUGGGUGAGCAGGACCGGACGGAUUUGGCUAAGAGGACGUUCCAGACGGUGGAGUUUUACCGGCGGUUCCAGGACGAAAUUACGCCGGCGGGACUUGCGUUCUUCCAGGCGGACUGGGACCAGAGUCUGGUUGGGUUCUACCACGAUGUGCUGAAGCGCAAACACCCGGUGUACGAGUACGACUUCCCGGCGCCGUACCUGCGCGACCAGGAGUGGUUCCCGCUGCGCCGACCCUUCAACCUGUACAUGGACAAGUACCGCGACCCGAAGCAGGUCGCCAAGGAGUAUCUGGCCCGGAAGCUGGCCCGGACGCAUCCCUUCGAGGGUCCGGAACCGGCGCUCCGAUUCCCGAACGCCCAUCCGGUUCCGCGGGAGGUGCCCUCGUGGUUGACCACGCAGAUCAAAAAGGACCGACGCGGCUGGGGCCGGGUGAAUGACGUUUGAGGAGGGCGGGUUUUGUGUUUAGAGUGUAGCGUACAAGAAGGUCAAUAAAAAGGUGAAAAGA
Molecule: messenger RNA, 1377 nt
Organism: Culex pipiens pallens (northern house mosquito)
Lineage: Eukaryota; Metazoa; Arthropoda; Insecta; Diptera; Culicidae
Gene: mRpL38
Product: 39S ribosomal protein L38, mitochondrial
Exons: 4
Coding region: 54-1316 (420 amino acids)
Cellular component (GO): mitochondrial large ribosomal subunit
Source: RefSeq, a predicted model, not a curated record